Messenger RNA from Canis lupus familiaris (dog), 893 nucleotides. RefSeq names its product peroxiredoxin-1-like. Lineage: Eukaryota; Metazoa; Chordata; Mammalia; Carnivora; Canidae. Gene Ontology annotation, molecular function: thioredoxin peroxidase activity. The record is from RefSeq and is a predicted model, not a curated record. The coding region runs from base 1 to 606 and encodes 201 amino acids. The transcript is spliced from 3 exons. Gene Ontology annotation, biological process: cell redox homeostasis; cellular response to stress; hydrogen peroxide catabolic process. Gene Ontology annotation, cellular component: cytosol.
AUGGAAAUUUGGGUUGAAAAAUAUGGUUAUGGGCUCUCUGCUCCUCCCCGUUCGACAGACAGCCGCAUCUUCUGGUGCAGCGCCAGCCGCAUCCCCGAGACACGACGUAUGAUUCUACCCACGGCAAAUUCCACGGCACAGUCAAGGCUGAGAACGGGAAACUUGCCAUCAACAGGAAGUCCAUCUCCAUCUUCCAGGAUCUUGGUCCAACUCAACUGUCAAGUGAUUGGUGCUUCUGUGGAUUCUCAUUUCUGUCACCUGGCUUGGAUCAACACACCCAAGAAACAAGGAGGACUGGGACCCAUGAACAUUCCCUUGGUAUCAGACCCCAAGCGUACCAUUGCUCAGGACUAUGGAGUCUUAAAGGUUGAUGAAGGCAUCUCGUUCAGGGGCCUCUUUAUUAUUGAUGAUAAAGGUAUCCUUCGGCAGAUCACUGUAAAUGACCUUCCUGUUGGUCGCUCUGUGGAUGAGACUCUGCGACUAGUUCAGGCCUUCCAGUUUACUGACAAGCAUGGGGAAGUGUGCCCAGCUGGCUGGAAGCCUGGCAGUGAUACCAUCAAGCCUGAUGUCCAGAAGAGCAAAGAAUACUUCUCUAAGCAGAAGUGAGCGCCUCGCCAUUUUAGGGCCGGGCUAUAGUGGGGCAUCCAUGAAAACAGAAUCUUCUUUUGUACUAUUGUCAUGCUUAUAACAAGACUUUAGAUUCUGCAGAUGUGGUAUGUGGUAUGGGACAAGACAGCCCUUUCCUGCAGGGGUUGGGGAGGCCAGCCUUUCUUCCUCUGGAGAGAAUGGUCUGAGGUGUGCUAUGGGGCAGGCCAACUGAUAUGUACAGUAGUAGCAAGGCAUCACUUUUGAUCUUUUGUUGUUUCUAUUAAACUUGAACUGAGAAAAAAAAA